GUGAGAGCUGGCUGCUAGCCAAAUUGGUAGACAGUAAUUUACGUCAAUGUUUACGUCCUCAAUUAUUGGUCGUGAGAAAAAUAUGAACAAAGACUGAUUCAACAACCAACCACAACAGACUUUGCGUAGGCGGAUACAGUUAGCAUAUAGAUGAUGUGACAUUCAAGAAACAGCCACAAAGAAAUGAAAGAUUAACUUUCAGUGAGAAAUAACCAAUCAGUAGACUGUAUUUCUGCUAACUAUAAUCUAUAAUGAUGUACAUGAAAAUCUAUAAAUAUGUGUUGAUUUCCCUUAAUAAACGAUCUGUUGCUUAGCCCUUGUCUUCUGUUGUUACAGUUUGACUGAUAUAUGUAGUUGACUUAACUCAUAGUCACUGCAAGAUAUUUUGUAAAUUACAUUAUUUUGUCUAAUUGAGUGGACCUACAUGGUUCUUUUAACUUACAGAGCUUGUCCGACCUGAGUGAGUUUGUAGGUUUGAGUACCACCCUAAUUCCUGCUUUAUUGAGAAUCUUACGUAGGAAGGGUCUCAGAUGUGCUCCCCAUCCUCCCUUAUAUGAUAAAACUGCUGUAGAUGUCUUAUAUUCUUUCUUAUUUAUGUUAUCAUUACUAGUUUCACCAUUAUUUUGCACCAACGCAGGAUAGUUUUGAACACAUGAUAUAGUCACGAUUCAAGAGGAAAUGCUGAUGAGGAAUAUUUCAAUUUUUCAUAAGAAAUAAUUUUAUACAAGAAUUAUUUUACAAUUUUCUGUAUUUAAAAAAAAUAAUUAUUUACAGAUUGACCAAGAAUUCUAUCCGUACAUUACACGUGCAUACGUUUAUCCCUGAUAUGCGUCGUUUACAUUCACAUGGUAAAUUAUCGUUAAGACGUUGUUUGUCUUAUUGGACUGAUGAACACCAAAAAGCUGUAGCACUCGGACUUAAAAACUAUGUGGAUCCUAAAACAGGUUAUACUGUUUUCACUGAAAUUGAACAUUUAGACCGUGGUUAUUGUUGUGGCUCAAAAUGUCGACAUUUUACAAUGAAGAUAUUCAAGUGAAAAGCAACAAGUUGACCGAAGAAGCAUCUAAAGAAGAUGGGGCGUCCUUCAGGUGAACAUAGAUAAAACGGAGGUGAUGAAGAUUCCUGGCCAAUAGCGACAGCAACACUAACAGACAACAAUCAGGCAGAAUAAAUGGGAGGAAUCUGAAAGGAGCAACCUCCUCUACCUACACAUACCUGGGAAGCAUCGCCGUGUCAACUACAGGCG
This is a messenger RNA of Trichobilharzia regenti, 1246 nucleotides long. Lineage: Eukaryota; Metazoa; Platyhelminthes; Trematoda; Strigeidida; Schistosomatidae. The record is from the annotation of a GenBank genome assembly.